AUGGCUUCGCCACGUAGAUCACCAUGGCCUAAACGCCAUUUUCUCGUUGUCUCUCUUUUGGCCAUAACUCAUCGUUCUAAUGCAAGGUCCUUUUGGUCCACAUCUCCCGCAAAUGCAUCAGACAUUAUCCGCUCUGCGUAUCCUCUCGGCAAUGGACGCCUUGGUGCGAUGCCAUAUGGUCCUGCUGGGUCAGAAACAGUCAACUUAAACCUCGAUAGCCUGUGGUCCGGGGGACCAUUUGAAUCUGCAAACUACACCGGCGGCAACCCAAGCUCUGCAGUUGCCCCGGCACUAUCCGACAUUCGCUCCUGGAUCUUUACUAACGGUACAGGCAAUGUGACUGAGCUGCUAGGCAGUGACGGCGAGUUUGGAUCUUAUCGUGUACUUGGAAAUUUGAGCGUCUCCAUCCCCUCCAUCUCCGCCCUGGACAAUGAGACCUCAGUCACUAACUAUACUCGUACUCUCAACCUGUCUAACGGAGUUCACACUACACGCUUCUCGAAAAACGACGUCGAGUUUGAGACGAGCGUGUUUUGCUCUUUUCCAGAUCAAGUUUGUGUGUAUGCCGUGGAAGCAUCGGAUCAGUUGCCAAUGCUGGAAGUCAGGUUAGACAACGAGCUCGUCGAGGCAGGACUGCAGGAUGUCGCUUGUAUCGAUUCCACGGUCAACGGAACGGCGCAUGUUAGGUUGCGAGGAUUGACUCAACUUGGACCUCCCGAGGGAAUGCGGUACGACGCCAUCGCACGCGUUCUGUCCAGCACUAGUGUCCAAACACUGUGCCACAACGGGACUGGUAUACUCAGUGUCAUACCAGGGAAUGGGACAAGGAGUGUGGCAAUUGUAGUCGGCGCUGGGACAAACUAUGAUGCGAAGAAAGGAACAGCGGAAUUCAACUACUCGUUCCGCGGCGAAGAUCCCGGGCCAGCAGUUGAGAAGACAACAAAGGAAGCAGCGUCGAAGACGUUCGCUGAGCUAAAAGACAAUCAUGUUCAGGAUUUCGAGGCACUCACCGGUCGCUUUUCGCUAUCUCUAUCCGACCCAUUGAACUCCGCCGAAACCCCCACAGAAGAGGUCAUAGCACGCUACAGCGCAGACAACCCAUCAGGCGACCCGUACCUUGAGAAUCUGCUCUUCGACUACGCCAACUACAUGUUCAUUUCAAGCUCGCGUCCCGGCUCGCUCCCACCAAAUCUGCAAGGUCGAUGGAGUGAGGGGUUGUGGGCGGCAUGGAGCGGUGACUAUCAUACCAACAUCAACAUACAGAUGAACCACUGGACUGCAGAACAGGCUGGCCUCACAGACCUACAAUCUCCGUUGUGGGACUAUAUGUCCAACACGUGGUUUCCCCGCGGACACGAGACUGCUGAGCUCCUGUAUGGCGCUCCGGGCUGGGUGGUGCACAACGAAAUUAAUAUUUUCGGACACACGGGCAUGAAGAGCGGAGCGUCCUGGGCGAACUAUGCCGCUGCGGCAGCUUGGAUGAUGCAACAUGUCUUCGACCACUGGGACUACACGCGCGAUGCGGAAUGGCUGAGGUCACAAGGCUACCCGAUGUUGCAGGGUGUAGCGGAAUUCUGGCUGAACCAGUUGCAAGAAGACACAUUCUCUGGCGAUGGGACGCUGGUUGUCAACCCAUGCAACAGCCCGGAACAUGGCCCGACGACAUUCGGAUGCGCGCAUUUCCAGCAGCUUGUCCAUCAGGUAUUCGACGCCACACUUUCCAUCGGAGCAAUCGCCGACACGGAGGGUAACAGCACUUUCCUAGCAAACGUAUCAAGCUCACUCGCAAUCCUGGACAAAGGCUUCCACAUCGGCGAAUGGGGCCAGAUCAAAGAGUGGAAGAUUCCCGAUUCCUACGGCUACGAAUUCAUCAACGACACGCAUCGUCAUCUCUCCGAGCUCGUGGGCUGGUACCCGGGAUACUCGCUCUCCUCGUUCAUGGGCGGCUACACCAACGCGACCAUCCAGGACGCAGUUGCGCAGAAACUGUAUAGUCGUGGCGAGGGCAAUGCUGAGGAUGCCAACGCAGGGUGGGCAAAGGUCUGGCGCUCGGCAUGCUGGGCUCGGUUGAACAAUACCGAACGAGCGCAUUUCGAGCUGCGCUACGCUAUCGAUCAGAACUUCGCUGCGAAUGGUUUCUCCAUGUACUCUGGUACUGGCACGCCUUUCCAAAUUGAUGCGAACUUUGGCAUUGGUGGCGCGGUGUUGAGCAUGCUUGUGGUGGACCUUCCGGCGGCAUAUGGAGAUGAGAGUACGCGCACUGUAGUACUGGGUCCUGCUAUUCCGGAGGCGUGGGCAGGUGGCGAGGUGAAGGGAUUGAGGCUGAGAGGGGGUGGGUUUGUGGACUUUGGGUGGGACGAUAAGGGCGUGGUGACGAAGGCGACGCUCGAAGGCAGGACGACACCGCUGCGAGUUGUGAACAGAGACGGGACGGUUCUAUUUGAAGGAUGA
Dothidotthia symphoricarpi CBS 119687 is the source of this 2451-nucleotide messenger RNA. Its product is annotated as glycoside hydrolase family 95 protein. Gene Ontology annotation, molecular function: alpha-L-fucosidase activity. The coding region runs from base 1 to 2451 and encodes 816 amino acids. NCBI's taxonomy places the organism in Eukaryota, Fungi, Ascomycota, Dothideomycetes, Pleosporales, Dothidotthiaceae. Gene Ontology annotation, biological process: carbohydrate metabolic process. The record is from RefSeq and is a predicted model, not a curated record. The transcript is spliced from 2 exons.